Messenger RNA from Morchella sextelata, 864 nucleotides. RefSeq lists its product as uncharacterized. The coding region runs from base 1 to 864 and encodes 287 amino acids. The record is from RefSeq and is a predicted model, not a curated record. NCBI's taxonomy places the organism in Eukaryota, Fungi, Ascomycota, Pezizomycetes, Pezizales, Morchellaceae. The transcript is spliced from 2 exons.
AUGUAUCAAGGGCGAGCAGAGCAUCUAGCAACAAGCAACAAGCAACACCACGACUCUACCGGAGAGUGCUCGACAGUUUCAUGGAGCAAGCAAGCAACAAUCGUGGCGACAAACAUGUUCAGGCUCCUCAGCCGGCAAGCGUUCAAGGCUGUUCCCAGACCCAGACCCAGACCCGGUCUUUGUCUCUCCAACGGCACCACAUCACGCUAUGUCCAUAGCAUGCAAGCCCCGUACGACGGGCUUCCGAGUUACGAUACGAUCGCUCGACGGUUCUCUUCUUCGCAGGUCGAUCCACAGGUCUUUUUCACUCGCAAGCGUCAGCAAGAGGCUCAAGAGCGCGGCGAAUUUAUCGACAUCCACGACAUCGGCAUAGAUCCAAAUGAUUAUGAUGUGUUGAUCACAGAUGUGAAGCACGAAACACUGGAAACCACAGUUGCGGAGGAACUGGGUAUACCAUACCUCUCGAAGGCUACGGAGGCUGAUGCCAAAGAGGUGGUUCAGGUGGGUAAUGGUUAUAUCUAUGGCCGGAAGUUUAGUGCGAUCAUUCCAUUUGUUGUCUCUCAUGGAGAUGAGUCUCGUUGGGUAUUCUUCAUAAUGGACAGUGGUGCCCCAUUGACCUAUCUUUCAGCUGAGGCGAGUAAAAUUCUUGGUGUCGUGGAAGACCGAGCAACUCCUGUCACGAUCGGUGGGCAUCCUAAGGAAGUUUAUAUGUCGCCACGGAACUCUCACUUUACCGAUAUCAACCUUCUGGGUACCGACUUUUGUAGUGCACACAACACCAACUUGUGGUUCGACUUUCAGAGGAGACGGAUGAAAAUGUACUUCGGUAAAAAGUGGAAGGUGGUGGAAGAGUCUAAGCUGUAG